Syngnathus acus (greater pipefish) is the source of this 484-nucleotide messenger RNA. Its product is annotated as Sjoegren syndrome nuclear autoantigen 1-like. Bases 24 to 368 code for a protein of 114 amino acids. NCBI's taxonomy places the organism in Eukaryota, Metazoa, Chordata, Actinopteri, Syngnathiformes, Syngnathidae. The transcript is spliced from 3 exons. The record is from RefSeq and is a predicted model, not a curated record. Gene Ontology annotation, cellular component: centrosome; ciliary basal body.
CGAUGUGAGAGAGGAGCUCCGCCAUGAGCCAACAAGCUGCCGCUUUGCAGAAUUACAAUAAUGAGCUCGUCAAUUGUAUUGAGGACCUCUGCUCCAAGCGGGAAGAGUUGAACCGUCAGAUCAAGCUGGAGGAAGAGGAGAAGGAACGACUGCAACAUGACAUCCGUGUCUCCUCUGGUAAGCUGAGUAAGGUCAAUGAAAGCCUCGCACAAAGAAUGGCUGCACGUGCCACUUUCGACCGGACCAUUGCAGAGACUGAGGCUGCGUACACCAAGAUCUUAGAGAGCUCUCAAUCUCUGUUGAGUGUCCUGAAGCAUGAAGCCGGAAACCUUGGGAAAGCGUCAGAGCCUCGCAAGAAAGAACACUAAUGCAGAGGAAGUGGAUUUUAAAAGACUGAACUUCAAAAGAAAUGGUCAUAUUCGACUAAUUGUAUUUUUUGUAAAACAGGUAUGUUGCGAUUGUUUCUUUUGAAGCUAUGCACACA